ACAGCUAUCCAUAAUUGCAGAUGUCCGCAUUGUAAUCAAUGUCCGAAUAAUUUCAAUGAUGAAAAGAGUUCACAGGAAUAUCACCGAUUUUGACAGGCACUUGUCAGCUAUAAUGGUCGAGUUUCCUGUAUACAGCCAUUUAAAUGCAGGGCAGUAAGUGCAACAUUUUACUUCCGUACGAUGGUAGGUGCCGUGGCGCUCCUCGCGCUCCUACCGGCUUUGGUCGCGGGUGCUGGUGAAGGCAACAUCAAAUUACUAGAAGAUGAAGUAGCAGUAGCUUUGAAAUCAUGCACGUAUCCUGACGACAUCACUAACUCCAAAGAACCGGCGAGCAAGGAACGUCAACGUCGAUCUGAGGACUCUUAUGAUGCUUCUCCCAGAAUAGACGACAAUGUGAAAGAAGGGAAUCGGUACAGCCACGAGAGACGAAUCAGCAACGACAGUGGCGACCAACUAAUGGUCAUCAACGCAACUGAUGACGAUUACAGUGGCUACGGAUCUGGAAAUAUGGGGGAGAAACUGCUGACAUCAGUACCACGCCCCGCGUCUCCGAAUAACAACAUAAACAAGAAUAAUACCAGUAGAACCAGACGAAACGAACCGCUUCUAAACCGCCCAGAUUCGGAUCAGUGUCUCAGUCAAUGUGUGUUCGCCAAUUUACAAGUGGUGGACAGCAGAGGAAUACCACGAGAAGCAGAAUUAUGGAACAAAGUGCAAUCUGCUGUGACGUCACAACAAUCCCGGUCUGCACUGCACGAUCAGAUACGAGCUUGUUUUCAGGAGUUGCAAUCAGAGGCUGAAGACAAUGGUUGCUCUUACUCCAAUAAGUUGGAGCGAUGCCUGAUGCUACGUUUCGCCGACCGCAAGGUUGACGGUAAAGGAAAUGCUAAGAAAUCUUCUAAGGAACAAACAUGAUGGACUGAUGAUUGAUG
Molecule: messenger RNA, 932 nt
Organism: Spodoptera frugiperda (fall armyworm)
Lineage: Eukaryota; Metazoa; Arthropoda; Insecta; Lepidoptera; Noctuidae
Product: odorant-binding protein 59a
Exons: 4
Coding region: 181-915 (244 amino acids)
Molecular function (GO): odorant binding
Source: RefSeq, a predicted model, not a curated record